Molecule: messenger RNA, 1093 nt
Organism: Grus americana (Whooping crane)
Lineage: Eukaryota; Metazoa; Chordata; Aves; Gruiformes; Gruidae
Gene: HAUS7
Product: HAUS augmin like complex subunit 7
Exons: 10
Coding region: 42-1010 (322 amino acids)
Biological process (GO): centrosome cycle; spindle assembly
Cellular component (GO): HAUS complex
Molecular function (GO): microtubule minus-end binding
Source: RefSeq, a predicted model, not a curated record
CCGGCUGCCAAUCGGCGAGGAGCGGUUGCUCAGGGCGGGAAAUGGCGGCGGCGGCGGCGGCAGCGGCAACGCUGGAGCGGCUGGAGGCGCUGUCGUGCCCCCCCAUCGCCCUGGUGGUCCCGCUGGAGCCGGCCGAGGCCCUGCGGCUGCUCUGCACCCCCUCUGCCCGGCGCCUGGCCCUGCUGGAGUGGGUCUGCUCCCGGGUGUACCCCCCCCUCGCCACCCGCCUGGACGCCCUCCAGAAUGGCCCCAAGGACGCCCGGCUUCGAGAACUGGCCAAACUGGGAGCGGAGCUGAUGCUGUGCCGGGCUGAUGACAUGGCGCUGGUGGAGGGCACGGCCCCCCCCGAGCGGCAGCUGGAGUUCAUCAGGGACCUGCUGGAUGCGGCCCCCCCGGCGGGGGACGGGAGCGAGGGCUCCCCCAAGAGCAGACGCAGCGCCCUGCGCCUCACCACCCGCUUCCUGCACGAGGUGUUGGAGACCCCCGAGGGGGUGGCGGCCCUGAACCCCGCGUGUCCCCCCCCGCCGCCCAUCGACCGCUACGGCAGCCCCCCGCCCAGGAGACCCCAGCCCCGUCCCUCGGGGCCGGAGCUGGAGGCGACGCUGGGGGCGGUUCGGCGGCGCCUGGAGCAGCUGGAGGCGCAGAGCCCCGAGCUGGGGGGGUCUCCGGCUCCGGCCCCCCCCGCCCUGCCCGCCCUGGGGGUGGCGGGACGCGACCUCGCCGCCCUGGCCACGGCUUUCGGGGAGACGGAGCUGUGGGACCCCUGGGGUCCCCUGGGCUCAGGGGGGCACCCCAUCCUCGCCUCCUGCGGCCCCCUGGCCCCCCCCGUCCAGCAGGGCCUGCGGAAACUCGUGCAGAACCUGGGGGUCGUGGCCCAGCUGAACGACACGGCGACGGAGGUGACGCGGCUGGUGGGGGGGCCCCGGCACCGGGCGAUAGACACCCGGGUGGCCGCCCUGCGGCAGCGUUUCGGCAACGUCCCCAAGGCCGGGGGGCCCCCCCAGGACUGACCCCCCCAUCCCGCCCGGACGCCUGGGUUCGUUACACUACUGGGGGGGGGUGGGGGGGAGCAAUAAGCGGAUUAAAGAGCUGG